Messenger RNA from Carassius auratus (goldfish), 3458 nucleotides. RefSeq names its product G-protein coupled receptor 35-like. The record is from RefSeq and is a predicted model, not a curated record. NCBI's taxonomy places the organism in Eukaryota, Metazoa, Chordata, Actinopteri, Cypriniformes, Cyprinidae. Gene Ontology annotation, molecular function: G protein-coupled receptor activity. Gene Ontology annotation, biological process: positive regulation of Rho protein signal transduction; phospholipase C-activating G protein-coupled receptor signaling pathway. Gene Ontology annotation, cellular component: plasma membrane. The transcript is spliced from 2 exons. Bases 979 to 2184 code for a protein of 401 amino acids.
CCCAACAAAAACUAAAAUAGCUAUAAUAUAAUAAAAACACAUCUCUUUCACCAAAUAUUCUAAAUAAUACAUCUCAUAAUUUUGUAUUGCAGUAAUAUCUGAUCAAAUGCGCAUUAUUGUUAUUCUUUAGCUUGGGUCAAACUAAUUAGUUUCCCUUGGUUGGAACAACAGCUACGCUCAUUUUUCUCUAUUUCCAGGAUCUUCAUCCCGUGGUAACUAGGAUUUACACAAGCUCCAGUCUGGAUCCAAAACACCUGAGAAGAGAUGAUGCUGACCCUCAGAGGACCUCAGAUGAUGCUGACCCUGAAUCAACAACAGAACUAACAAUUAUUGCUACAAGUGUGACUGCAUCAUAUAAUAACUGCUGUUUAUAAUGUUCGUCGUCUGUUUGAUUACAUGUCAUUAACUGCAUGAAUUUUACAGUAUUUCUACUAUCUGUACAUCAGGUUAGUCACCGCUGAUAAGCUACUUCUAAAUAUAACAGAAACUUUAAUUUUCUGUAAAGCUACUUACUAAUAAAGUGAGGCAGAACAGUAGCUCUGGUUUUUACUGAUGUGGAAGUAUGUGCUUAUUUCUUUUAACCAAAUGUUUCUGUGGCAUCAAAACUUGCAGAACAAACUCAGGAGCUCUGGGAGCUAGCCAUGCUCAGUUUUCUAGAUGAAUGCAUUAUUUAGUUAAACAAACGACUGGUAAAUAUAAUACACAAACAGUGCAGGUUAAAUGCAUGAUGUGCUAGGAUCAGGUCGCUCAUCGAGGACGGAAACCUUGAACAAGAAUCCCAUCAAUGAAAAUGUUGUACGUUUGUGUGUCUACAAGCUUAAAUUGUGUUCAAAAAGAAAAUCUGAAUGAAAUCUGAAAGAGUGUAAUGACCUGUGAGUGAAGCAGACACACUGGAACCUGAGGUCUUGGAGUGAGCUGAAAUGAACACGUGUUUGUUAUGAGAGUGGAGGUGAAGCUCGUCUGGGCUCAGAGCCAGAAAUGUGUGUAUUUGCAAGAUGUUACAGAAGAUUUACUCAUUUGUUCCUUGCAUCACCUGUUUACGUGAAGCUCUGCUCGCAGCCCGCAGUUACAUCACAAAACCUGGAUUUCUUUUCUUCAGCCAAUAAAAGACUAGUUCUAUUUGUUGACCCAAAAGAUCUGCCACAAUUGGUGGUGUCCAAGCGUCCCACCUCUGUGUCCCGCGGGAGAGACACCAAACUAAGGACACGUCUGAGUUGGGAGAUGGUCAGACCGACUCUGAGGAUCGAAGCAGGACGCCUCUGUGUUCAGAAAGCAGUGGCUCAUCUCAUCACCAUGUCAAACACCUCGUCUCUGAGCCUGAACUCCAGCGUCUCUGGGUGGCGCCGUCCGCUCUGGUACCAGUAUGAAGUGUGUGCGGACGCUCCUCAUUGGUUCAUCUUCUACUUUGGAGUCAAAGUAUUGAACCUGGUUGCAGGAUUCCCAAUGAACGCGCUCGUGUUGUGGCAGAUUCUGAGGAAGAAGAGUGAAGGCUCGACGUCAGACGUCUUUAUCCUAAACCUCUCCAUCCUCGACGCCUACUUCGGCCUCAUGACGCCGGUGGACAUGGCCAACCGUCUGUACUUCAACGAUGCAUCCGUCUGGUACUCCCAGCGUUUCGCUUACGGACUCAAAGACGUGACUCCGUUGUUUCUCACCUGUAUUUGUCUGGACAGGUACAUCGCUGUGGUCCAUCCCAUCCUCUUCACAGGGAUCCGUGACACUCGCUUCCGGAUCGGCGUCUCGCUGCUGGUGUGGGGACUCGUCCUGGCCUACUCUCUGACCAAAUGCAUUUUAGGCGUCAUGAGCGUGAACGAGGUCUUCAGCGGAGUCAUCCUCUCGGCCUUCUUCAUCAUGAUGUUCUGCAACCUCUCCAUCAUCUGGGUCCUCAGGAAGAGCGUCGCAGGGAAAGAAGUCAUGAACCCGGUGAAGAAGAAGGCCUUUAAAAUGGUGAUCAUCGUCCUCGCCAUCAUCGUUGGGAACUAUCUGCCUCCCGUGGCUCUGAUGCCGUUUGCCUCCACCUUCUCGUUCAAGAAGCUGCAUUGUAAGGUUCUUCUUGGUGUCUUCUCCAUCAUGGACCUGAGCUGCACCAUCGAGCCCCUGCUCUACAUCUCUAAGAUGGACCGAUCCACGUUCUGUCGAUGCCUGCAGAGUCCUUCCAAGAAACCCAUCACCGUGAGGGUCUGAAAUUAAAAACUGACUGAUUUUAGAGUGAUUUUAUAUGAUUGUAGACCUUUGGGUUGUCAUUGUAUCUUUCUAAUCCAGUGGCUCUCAACUGGCGUCAUUAACAAAACUACAUAACAUUCACUCUUAAAGUCAUGUAAAUAACUGUUCAUCUUACUGAGCCUGAUCAGGGUCUGCUUAUUACAUUAAUGCAUUUAAUGUUUAAUAAGUAAAUUUUAGCACCGUGUGCAUGAUGCUUGGUGUAGGGUUGGAAUACUGCUCUUAUUUUAACGGAUUUAACGAAGCGCUGGUGGUCAGUGUGUUGACUGUGUGAAACUGUGCUGGAUGCUGUGUUUUCUGUGUGUGGUGUUUCUCCAGACGUCUCCUGUUUAACUCUUCGUGACUCUCUUCUGAUUGAUCUUCAGACUCUGGGAAGAUCUGAACUUUACCUUCUCCUCCUCACUGCUGUGUUUGUGUCAGAUAACCUGAUUCCUUUACUUCUCACAGAUUAGACGCCAGCUUUACAGAUGCAUAAUUAAGAAUAUUAACGAGUCACUAAUUAAGACGUUAAUAUAAAUGCCUGGGGAUUAAUUAAGAACAGACUGAGGUGACGCAGAUGGUACGAGCUUGUAAUUGUGUAACUAGAUGAUGCUACGAGAUUAAUUAAGAUGAAAAACAUUUACAGUAGAUGCUCUCGAGCGCUUGUGUUGUCUCUGACCUCGGACUACUAGAAAUGGUUUAAUAACCCGAGCGUAAUAGAGAAGACAAGAACAGUUGCUGUAUGUUUAAUGCAUAAAGGAACUCCAAAAAUGAUAAACUUACUUGUCUGUGUUCACUUAUUCUUCCAUCCUGAAUUACAGCAGCCACAUGUGUAUAAACUCAUAAAUGUCAAAAUAACAGAAGAGGGAUAUUUAUCUUGAGACAGCACACAGUUUUGAUAUGACAUAUACAGAUCUACAGAUGAGCAUGUGAACAAACCUGAAAAAGUCCCAAAACUCCACAGCUUUACGUGAGAUGAGCACUAAUUAUAUAAACGAGCACAUCUUCAGAGACAAAUAUCCAUUCAUUCUCAAACUCCACUGGUGCUGUGUGUUUAGAAAAUGAACAUGAAAGGAAAAGUGUCAAAUGCAUGAAAGUUGUAUUAUAUAUGUUCGUCAUCAGUACGAGAAACAAUAAAGGCUUUACUAAACUCCCAUGCAUUAAAACAUCUGAAUGAGUGAAAUUAACUUAAAAUGCCCAAAGGCGAACUAUAGAGUCCUAACACAAACAGAAUCUGAUGUUGUCCUGUACAGGUAGAC